AUGGCUGAAACUGAAACUGAAACUGCUUCUGCAAUUGAUUUGGUCAGAAAUAAUAUUGUGACUGCUAUUCCCGACUUGCCUAUUCACAAUGAGUUGGACUUGAAUUCAAACCCAAAAACAUUCAAUGACCAACUCACUCAAGACAUGAUUGACUUGGCCAUAAUGCUUGCCCCUCUGCCACCAGAAUGUUCACUGCGUACAAUAAUAAUUGAUCUCAUUAUAAAUGUUUGCGACGAUAUAUGGCCUGACUCGUCUAAAGCUUCUGUUUCUGUUUUUGGAUCAUCUGCUAUCGGCAUAUACCUUUCAGAUUCAGAUAUCGACAUUGCAGUUUCAGUUCCCCAAACUGAUCGAUCUCUUAUUCUUUAUAAACUAUAUGCUCAAUUAAAACAUCAGACUUGGAUUUCUGAGCAAUCCCUCCAGUUUAUAUCUACUGCAAAAAUCCCACUCAUUAAAUUCUCGUCCAUUCCUCAACUAGGCAAAAUCAGAAUAGAUAUUGUUGCAAACACCGAUUCUGGAAACGAAUCGACUGAACUGAUGAAAACAUGGGUGGGUAAAUACCCAACGCUUAUUCCCAUGGCACUUGUGCUAAAGCUUUUGAUUCGGCAGCACCGUUUGGAUAAAGUAUUUACUGGUGGAUUAGGCGGUUAUGCUUUACUCAAUAUGAUUGUAGCUGUUUUGAUUCGCGACCAACACUGUUCAGACGAAAUAGAUGCUCGUGCCAAAGAGAAUGCUAAAAAUAACACUGAUACUCAACCACAUUUAGAUCCUGGAGUCUCUCGACUGUCUUCAGCACCUUUGCAUUCUGUUCAAUCCCUUGGUCGACUCAUUUGGCAAUUUUUCGAGCUCUUUGGCCGUACGUUUGACUACACCACCAAUGCUAUUCGUAUUUCCGACAAUCUAAGCUAUUCACCCAUAGCUGUCGAAUCUGAUAGUCUUUUUAUUUACCCUCGCUACCAUCGAGUCCGUGACGACAGCUAUGGUCUGCUUGAAAAUGAUCGUAUCAGACUUCGGAUCUAUGACCCAACCAACGCAUCAAACAAUAUAUCACGCGGGUCAUACCGCACACAAGAUCUACAUCAAUUAUUUAGCCAGUCGCUGGACACACUUGUUACAUACAGAGACGAGUUUGAUAAGCAUGGAUUAUCGGGAUUGUCCGACAUUGUAAAGCCCAAUAUGGAAAUGGAAAUAGAACGCGACAAGACUCUCAAAUACGCAAUUGAUUUGAUGCAAUGUCGAGAAAAAAUGGAAAUAGAGAGAAACGGUGACGUGCCUGCAUACCAGGUACUAGAACGAUGGCUUGGAAAAUCUUUAGGAUGUGGCCCACCACCAUCGAAAAUUGAUCAACAGCAAAAAAGGCGAAAUAGUUUAGAUCGAGUUCAACGAAAGUCGAGCUCAAAACGUCAGGAACCAUUGAGUCAAAAACAAAAGGAAAAGAGGAAAUUGCGUAAGCAGCAAGAAAAAAAACAAAUGCAGCUACUUGAAGAAAACCAAAAGGCUUUGAGUGAGAUGAUGCGACAAUCAGAACAAAGUCUAGUUUCUCAGGUCAAGACACAGUCACAAUCAAAUCCGCAGCAACAGAUACCCAGGACGAAUGAUGAACAGAGGCUAAUGACUGGACGAAAGCGUGAGCGUGAGCGCGGCUAG
Messenger RNA from Batrachochytrium dendrobatidis JAM81, 1644 nucleotides. RefSeq lists its product as uncharacterized. Gene Ontology annotation, molecular function: mRNA binding; poly(A) RNA polymerase activity. The transcript has a single exon. The record is from RefSeq and is a predicted model, not a curated record. The coding region runs from base 1 to 1644 and encodes 547 amino acids. Lineage: Eukaryota; Fungi; Chytridiomycota; Chytridiomycetes; Rhizophydiales. Gene Ontology annotation, biological process: RNA 3'-end processing. Gene Ontology annotation, cellular component: TRAMP complex; nucleolus.